Molecule: messenger RNA, 6743 nt
Organism: Lytechinus pictus (painted urchin)
Lineage: Eukaryota; Metazoa; Echinodermata; Echinoidea; Temnopleuroida; Toxopneustidae
Product: engulfment and cell motility protein 1-like
Exons: 20
Coding region: 120-2291 (723 amino acids)
Biological process (GO): actin filament organization; cell motility
Cellular component (GO): plasma membrane
Source: RefSeq, a predicted model, not a curated record
UGGCGAAACAAGAAGUGCAAGCCGCAAGAUUAAGAAUUCAACGACUUCCGUGUUUUCCACGAACUUAGUUUUCACUGAAAUAUUUAGUUUGAGGGCUGAGAUCACUACAGAUCUUCAAAAUGGCAACCCCAGCGCAGCAAGUGCAACUGACCCUGAUUGACCCGACACAGCGGACGGAUCCAAAUAUCAUUCGUUUGGCCAUUGUGAUGGCUGGAAAGGGUGGCAAGCUCUAUUGCCUUGAUCAGGGUAAACCUUUGAAAGAGAUUGUGGAGGAGGUGUGUUCAGAUUACAGCAUUAAUACAGCAACCGCCACAGAGUAUGCAUUACAGUAUGCAGAGGGAGAGAAGUACAUCACAGAAGAAAACAGAAAGGAUCUCACCAAUGGGGACAUGCUCAAACUCACAGACUCGCCUAACAAGUCAGCCCUUGACAUCUACAACAAACUUCAAUCCAGCACUCCAGAGGAUAUACGUAGUGCCCUGGUGAGACUCUCUACGGCUUCCACCGAUCUGACCUUUGCACAAGAUUUCAUUUCCAACCAUGGUGUGGAUCUCCUUGUUAAGAUGGUGGAGGAAGGCAACCAGAACGGAGAGCCUCUGUCACUGACACUCAAGUCUUUUAUUGAACUGUUGGAUCAUAAUAUCAUAUCUUGGGACACACUUUCUGCAAACUAUGUUAAAAAGAUCGCAUCGUUUGUGAACCGAUCAGGUGGAACAGAUGUGCAAGUCACAGAGAGGGCUUUAAAUAUACUUGAAAGCAGUAUCUUAAACAGUACCAAGCUCUACAAUGUGAUUGCCAAUGAGAUAACGUUUCACAACAUGACUCAACACUUGGAAAAUGCUCAAAAUCCUGGUAUCCAGCAGAAUUGUCUUGCCCUGAUGAAUGCUCUUUGUCUGAAAGCUCCAGAAGACAGGAAAAAGAGAUUUGAAGAAGCACUUUCAGCAAGAACGAUACGUGUUGUCAUCAUGGAGAAAAUAAUCCGCUCUCAGAACAUUGGAACAGAGAUGACCCACCAGCUAUACGUCUUCCAGCAAUUGACCUUUAACCUUUUGGAGAAGCGUAGAAUGACUCAUAUUGACACAAGUAGUACUAAACAUAAAGAGUUCAUUGAAGAACUGCGAUCACAUGCGUUUGGUCACGAUAUGGAUUCAACAAGGGGUCCUGCUAAUGAUUACAAGAGAUUAGGCUUUCAGAAUGCAGAACACCCUAUCAAGGAUUUCAUGGAAGUCCCUCCAGGAUUACUAGCCUUGGAGUGUACCACACACUUUGCCAAUGAGCACAAUGAGGAUUACACAAGGGUUGUGCUAGAAAACUGCUCUCGAGCAGAUGAACAUGAAUGCCCCUUUGCCCGAUCUAGCAUCGCUCUUACCAAAAUGCUCUGUGAAAUUCUCAGAGUUGGAGAAUCACCCAAUGAAACAGGAGCAGAGUACUAUCCAAUGUUCUUCUCCUGUGAUAGUUCCUUUGAGGAAUUCUUCUGUCAAUGUAUCAAGCUCUUCAACAAGACAUGGAGAGAGAUGAGGGCAUCCCUGGAAGAUUUCCCAAAGGUAAUGAAUGUUGUCCAGGACCAGAUCAAGAGAGCCCUCAAGGUAAAGGAGCAGUACAAGCCAACCACCAUGGAGAACUUCUGGUCCAAACUGCAGCACUUCAACUACAGUGAGAUCCUCAAGCUCAGGCACCAGGAAAGGGACAACAAGGAAGAAGGCGCGGCCCAAGCCAGGCCAGUUGUAGACCUAAGGAAUCAGAUCAAGCCUGAAAUGAUAGAGCUAAUCAGACAGCAAAGACUACGGUUCCUAGUUGAAGGAACCAUGUUCAACAAAUACAACCAAAGAGGACGUGCCCAAGAUCGAUUUUGGUUCUGUCGUCUUUCACCUAAUCAUAAGAUGAUACAUCAUGGUGAUAUAGAAACUCACCAAUCACCACCAAGCUACGAAGCUCUCACCAACAAGAUUGCUGUGGCUGAUAUUCAGGAGAUCCAGACAGGGAAGGACUGCCAGCAUGUCCGCAAUGUCAGGGUUGAUGGUAGCUUAGCCUUCUCCAUCUUACAUCAGCUAGACCAUCGUCUAGAUUUCAUCGCCAGGUCACAAGAGAUGUUUGACAUGUGGACGGACGGUCUUAACGUGCUCCUAGGUAAACCCAUGCAGAGCAAGCAGAAGGAGGCUGACCUGGAAGCACUUCUUGGGAUGGAGAUGAAGAUUCGUCUCUUGGACAUGGUUAACAUCCCCAUCCCCACCACGGCUCCUGUCAUACCACCCCCACCCACGGAUUAUAACUUCUAUUAUGACCAGAUAUGAUUCACCCAUCCCCCACCGUAGCCCCCGUCAUACCACCCCCACCCACGGAUUACAUCUUCUAUUAUGACCCGAUAUGAAUCACCCGUCAUACCACCCCCACCCACGGAUUACAACUUCAAUUUUGACCAAAUAUGACUCACACUUCCACCCUUCCCUUACCGUAGCCCCCGUCAUACCACCCCCACCCACGGAUUAUAACUUCUAUUAUGACUAGAUAUGACUCACCCUUCCACCCAUCCCCCACCUUAGUCCCCGUCACACCACCCCCACCCACAGAUUGCAACUUCUAUUAUGACCAGAUAUGAAUCACCCAUCCCCCACCGUAGCCCCCGUCAUACCACCCCCACCCACGGAUUAUAACUUCUAUUAUGACCAGAUAUGAAUCACCCAUCCCCCACCGUAGCCCCCGUCAUACCACCCCCACCCACGGAUUAUAACUUCUAUUAUGACCAGAUAUGAAUCACCCAUCUCCCACCGUAGCCCCCGUCAUACCACCCCCACCCACGGAUUAUAACUUCUAUUAUGACCAGAUAUGAAUCACCCAUCUCCCACCGUAGCCCCCGUCAUACCACCCCCACCCACGGAUUAUAACUUCUAUUAUGACCAGAUAUGAAUCACCCAUCUCCCACCGUAGCCCCCGUCAUACCACCCCCACCCACGGAUUAUAACUUCUAUUAUGACCAGAUAUGAAUCACCCAUCCCCCACCGUAGCCCCCGUCAUACCACCCCCACCCACGGAUUACAUCUUCUAUUAUGACCCGAUAUGAAUCACCCGUCAUACCACCCCCACCCACGGAUUACAACUUCAAUUUUGACCAAAUAUGACUCACACUUCCACCCUUCCCUUACCGUAGCCCCCGUCAUACCACCCCCACCCACGGAUUAUAACUUCUAUUAUGACUAGAUAUGACUCACCCUUCCACCCAUCCCCCACCUUAGUCCCCGUCACACCACCCCCACCCACGGAUUGCAACUUCUAUUAUGACCAGAUAUGAAUCACCCAUCCCCCACCGUAGCCCCCGUCAUACCACCCCCACCCACAGAUUGCAACUUCUAUUAUGACCAGAUAUGAAUCACCCAUCCCCCACCGUAGCCCCCGUCAUACCACCCCCACCCACGGAUUAUAACUUCUAUUAUGACCAGAUAUGAAUCACCCAUCCCCCACCGUAGCCCCCGUCAUACCACCCCCACCCACGGAUUAUAACUUCUAUUAUGACCAGAUAUGAAUCACCCAUCUCCCACCGUAGCCCCCGUCAUACCACCCCCACCCACGGAUUAUAACUUCUAUUAUGACCAGAUAUGAAUCACCCAUCUCCCACCGUAGCCCCCGUCAUACCACCCCCACCCACGGAUUACAACUUCUAUUAUGACCAGAUAUGAAUCACCCAUCUCCCACCGUAGCCCCCGUCAUACCACCCCCACCCACGGAUUAUAACUUCUAUUAUGACCAGAUAUGAAUCACCCAUCUCCCACCGUAGCCCCCGUCAUACCACCCCCACCCACGGAUUACAACUUCUAUUAUGACCAGGAGGGUACCAGCCAGUACUGACUAAAUUGUCAGCUUUGGCAAUUUCAGUGAGAUCCUUGGUUUUGAAUGGCUGAGAAACUUUGAUCUCUGAUUGUAACUAUGACAAUUUAAUCAGUGCUGACAACUUCGAUGAAACACUCCCAAGAUAUGAAUCAUUCAGCCUUAUUCACUUUCUAAUGGAUAUCAAUAAAUGCCACACCAGGAUCUAGCCAGUAUACAGUGCGUUCCACAAAAAACGAAACCGAGAUUUAUCAUAACUGAUACAGCCCGCCAAAUGACUUUUUGGUAUCCUUUCUUCAAAUUGUUUUUGCUCACUCAUGCGUGAAUGGGGAAUAAUCUCAGUAAUAUCAAAUGAAAGAGGAGAUUCUAAGUUUUACAUUGGUAGGUCAUUUGUCUAUUGUAUUUGUGAUUAAAUUAUGAUAAAUCAUCGCUUAAUCUCGGUUUCGUUUUUUCUGGGACGCACUGUAUAGUCGACGUGUAUCUGUCAAGCAGGUUAUUAUUGAACCAUAUUUAUGGAUAUCAAAAAAUAGAAUUCUUUUCAUCAAGAAAUAAGAUAUUGCCUGUGUUCAGAAUCUUCCCUGUGUAUCCCUCAGUGAAAAUAUGAUUGCAAUAUAUAUGUCAGCAUAGAUAGCCCAUAACAGAUAGAACAACUAUCCCUAAACCAGUUAUUUAGUAUUGGUAUUGAUCUUCCACAUAUGAUAAUUUGAUGUUGGGAGUAACCCGAUGAGUAAGUGGAUGAUGGAAUACAGUAAUUAUGCAAUUCGAAUGGAUCAUGCAGAACACGGAAUACGGUAGUAUUUUAGUGUAGUUUUCAUUUUCAAAGCUGAGGAGACCAUGUGCGGUGAUUUUUUGUCUCACCUGCAUAGCAGAGUGAGACUAUAGGCGCCGCUUUUCCGACGGCGGCGGCGACGGCGACGGCGGCGGCGGCGUCAACACCAAAUCUUAACCUGAGGUUAAGUUUUUGAAAUGACAGCAUAACUUAGAAAGUAUAUGGACCUAGUUCAUGAAACUUGGCCAUAAGAUUAAUCAAGUAUUACUGAACAUCCUGCCUGAGUUUCAUGUCACAUGACCAAGGUCAAAGGUCAUUUAGGGUCAAUGAACUUAGACCAUGUUGGGGGAAUCAACAUCAAAAUCUUAACCUAAGGUUAAGUUUUUGAAAUGUCAUCAUAACUUAGAAAAUAUAUGGACCUAGUUCAUGAAACUUAUACAUAAGGUUAAUCAAGUAUCACUGAACAUCCUGCAUGAGUUUCACAUCACAUGACCAAGGUCAAAGGUCAUUUAGGGUCAAUAAACUUUGGCCGAAUUGGGGGUAUCUGUUGAAUUACCAUCAUAACUUUGAAAGUUUAUGGAUCUGAUUCAUGAAACUUGGACAUAAUAGUAAUCAAGUAUUACUGAACAUCCUGUGCAAGUUUCAGGUCACAUGAUCAAGGUCAAAGGUCAUUUAGGGUCAAUGAACUUUGGCCAAAUUUGGGUAUUUGUUGAAUUACAGCCAUAAAUUUCAAAGUGUGUUGGUCUAGUUCAUAAAACUUGGACAUAAUAGUAAUCAAGUAUCACUGAACAUCCUGUGCGAGUUUCAGGUCACAUGAUCAAGGUCAAAGGUCAUGUAAGGUCAAAGAACUUUGGCCACGUUGGGGGUAUUUGUUGAAUUGCCAUCAUAUCUCUAUAAGUGUAUUGGUCUAGUUCAUAAAACGUGGAAAUAAGAGUAACCAAGUAUCACUGAACAUCUUGUGCGAGUUAUAGUAGUUUUCAAAAUCAGCACUGCUGCUAUAUUGAAUCGCGUGAUGCAGGUGAGACGGCCAGAGGCAUUCCACUUGUUUAGAAAAGAAGCUAUUUCUCAACUCAACCUCAUUGAUGACCUGUGCUAUUAUGGAUAAUCAUGUAUUAUACCUACCAUCUAUAAUAAAGUUAUAGUGCAUGAUUUAAAUUGUAACAAACUUUAGUCAGGUUACAUAUGACAGCACAUAUUUUUGUAUUUGAUAUAUUUUGAUAUGUACAUUGUAGAUAAAAUGUAAGCAUGUUUGUUAACUUAUUACAGGGUUAUUGUCUGAAUACAUCAGUUAAUAUACUCUGGUUAAAGGAUGGUUAUCAACUUUUUAUACUUUGUUACCAACAAUUGUUGUACGAUUAUUAUUGAGAAAAAAGUAGAAUUGUUUGAUAUUAUUGUUACUGGUAUACAUUACGAUUAUUCAGUUUGUUUACUUGUAUCAGAAAUGUUAUUUAUUUGAUUAGGUAUCUUGUACACUUCAAUCUUUUUUAUUAUAUAUUUCAAGACUUUAUAUUCCAUCAGAAGGGGAGUUCAAAAUGUACAUUAACCCGACUGAUUCAUGCAUUAUAAAUAAAAAUAUGCCAUUAUCAAUUGUGUUUUGUAAUCUAGGAGGAGGAAAAACAAUGUUAACUCUUUUAUUUUAAUUUAUUAUCAGUGUAAGAUCACUCUCUUUUCCAAUUUUUUAAUCAUUUUUUUUUCAUCGUACUUGUGCAUGGACCAAGAUGUAUUUUGUAUGCAGAAUUUUCACUGUAGCAGACCUACACAACAUACUGCAGGUUUAAGCACCUAUAGAGAACAGUAAAAUUGCAAUAUUCUAGUACAUGUCUAGAAUAUUAAUAUUUUGUAGAUUAUAUUAUUUAUGUAUCAUAUUACAUACCUACAAUGUAUAAUUUUCCCAAUAUGCUAGACAUGUGCAUUAUCUCCAGUAUAUUCUAGUUCUUUAUCUUUUGUCAUUAAAGACAGCUGUCAUUUUAUAUGUACACAUAACACACUUGCGCACCCUCCAUUCCACAUAUGAGUAUAAGAGGAAGGGGACUUUGUAUUUAUUUCAUGAUAAUGGUUAUCUUAGUGUGUUAAGAAAGCCAAUAACAGUUCCUUUUGCGAAAAUCUUCAAUUCUGAAUUUUUUUUUUUUGCAAUAUGGUCCAGCCAGUCCCCCCC